Molecule: messenger RNA, 3369 nt
Organism: Perca fluviatilis (European perch)
Lineage: Eukaryota; Metazoa; Chordata; Actinopteri; Perciformes; Percidae
Gene: nos1apa
Product: nitric oxide synthase 1 (neuronal) adaptor protein a
Exons: 10
Coding region: 506-2197 (563 amino acids)
Molecular function (GO): nitric-oxide synthase binding
Source: RefSeq, a predicted model, not a curated record
GUUAGGAGGAAAGAGAGGGGGCAGGUACCAGUCUCUGAGCCCCUCCUCCAGAGAGCCACGGUGCGCCUCUGUUCCAAUGGAAACAGGUGGGAACCCCGGACUCCUCCAAUCACACCCACUCUCCAUGCAGGGGGGGGAGUCCACGGCAGGAGGCAGGACCCAACCAACUUCCACACUCGCCACAGGAAAAGUCAGGAAAACACAUCUGUCCUCGUCUAUCGCUGUAUCCGCUGGCCUGCGUGUGUUUUUAAAGCUGUUCCGGUAAAUAUUAGCGGGGCAGCGCUGGUAAAGUAAGUUGCCGCCACUUGGUCGCUGUUGAGGGCGGUGUAGUAGCGUUGCAAUGCUGGGACGGUUUGCUGCGAUGGAGAACAUGUAGCCUACUAACCGGAUUUGGAAUUGUGUUUUUUUUUUCUUGGAUUUACUCCCUGUUAAACCGAGCCGGUUUGUUUUUCCGUUGAUAUUUUCUUGGUUCUUCUGUUAUUGUGGAGUAGUGCAUACUUUGAAAAUGCCUGCAAAAACCAAGUACAACCUCGUUGAUGAUGGACAUGAUUUGAGGAUCCCGUUGCACAACGAGGAAGCAUUCCAGCAUGGGAUCAACUUCGAGGCAAAGUACAUCGGCAGUCUGGAUGUGACGCGGCCGAGCAGCCGAGUGGAGAUUGUGGCUGCGAUGAGAAGAAUACGGUAUGAGUUCAAGGUGAAAAACAUCAAGAAGAAAAAGGUCAACAUCGUGGUGUCUGUAGACGGCGUCAAAGUCGCCUUGAGGAAAAAGAAAAAAAAGAAGGAGUGGAUGUGGGAUGAGAGCAAGAUGAUGGUGAUGCAGGAUCCCAUUUACAGGAUAUUCUAUGUGUCUCAUGACUCCCAGGAUCUGAAGAUUUUCAGCUACAUCGCCAGAGACGGACAGAGUAAUGUGUUCCGCUGCAAUGUCUUCAAGUCCAAGAAGAAGAGUCAGGCCAUGCGUAUUGUUCGGACAGUGGGCCAGGCGUUCGAGGUUUGCCAUAAACUGAGUCUGCAGCACACGCAGCAGAACGCAGACGGACAAGAGGACUGCCACGGCGAAAAGAACGGCAACGACUCCUCUGUCACAGGCAUGCGUGCUCAUCCACCUGUAUGUGUGUGUACAUUCCUCGGCACAGUUCGGGAGCUAACGGGCGCGGAGAAGACGCCGACCGUCACCGAGGAGACUGACAUCGAUGCGGAGGAGGUGAGCCAGGUGUCGGCGGCAGAGGAGUCAAACCUCAACAGAGGGGUGACUGAUCUGGACGCCACAGCCAAGACAGCUGACCUGAAGAGUGCAGAGAGCAAGGCUUCAGAGGAGGCCUCUCUGCUGAUGGCCAGCCCCAGGAUGCUGCUCCCUGCAUCGGGCGCGCUGCCACCAGGCGCCCCCCUGUCUGUCCACCACCAGAUCCAGCUGCUCCAGCAGCAGCUCCAGCAGCAACAGCAGCAGACACAAGUGGCUGUGGCACAGGUCCACCUGUUGAAGGACCAGCUGAGUGCGGAGGCCACGGCUCGGCUGGAGGCCCAGGCUCGUGUCCACCAGCUGCUGCUGCAGAACAAAGACCUGCUGCAGCACAUCUCCCUGCUGGUUAAACAGAUCCAGGAGCUGGAGACCAAGAUGUCUGGACCAAACUCCAUGGGAUCCCAGGACAGUCUGUUGGAGAUCACCUUCCGGUCAACAGUACCCCCAGUGAUCUGCGACCCCACAACGCCCAAACCGGAUGUGUCCGCCCUCAACCUGCCAGCGCUGGGCUCCGCUGACGGGACCGGCAACGCCUUCUCAUCUUCCAAUGGGAGUCUGGGAAGCCCCCUAGGUAGGGACAAGUGUCUUCUCAAACUGGAGUGUUUCCGUUUCCUCCCGGGGCCUCCGCCUCCUCAGCUCCCCUCGCCUCCCCCGCUGCUCAAGGCCGACAGGCCAGAGAGCAAAGGCCAAGAGGUGUCUGAGGGCACAGCCAAGGUGUUGUCCCGUGACGCCAAAUCUCUGGGCUUCCUGGACUUCGCCGCGAGGUUUCGCGAGUCGGGUAUCUCCUCAGAGUACGAGUCGAACACAGACGACAGCGAUGACAAUGAGGAUGAGGGGGAGGACGACGAGGAGGAGCUCGAGAUCUUUGGCUGGGGGAGGGACGAGGAGACGCUGAGGCUGCUUAAUGUUCUCAACAGACAGGGAACUCCUGACUGUCUGGGAGAUGAAAUAGCGGUGUAACGCACUAACCUACCCUAACCCCCUAUAAAUAUUUUAUUUUAAAAAGUAUUUAUUUACUAUAAUUACUAUGUUGUAUUAAGUACCAGGACUGUGAGACAGUUGUGAAUCAGGGCUCCAGCUUGAGUUAAACAACCUCCUGAUCCUAAUUUUCCUCCUAAUUUGAGCGGACAUAUAAUGUACCUUACGUUUUACUCCUGUAUACCACAAUGCAACGCGGCCGUGUUUUCCAGUUGGUCACACCUGUGGAUCUAAUCUCUAAUCUAUAUGCAUACUCAUGCAUACACACUUUCUCCUUUAAAUCUUGUUUCCUUUAUUUCCUUUAGCCUUUCCUCUUUGUUACACACAUCCAUACCGCUUAUCCGUAUAUCACACACACUCCCAAAGUCUCUUCCCAGCUGUCUGUUGCUGAAUUUCAAUUUGAGAUUUGGGAGUUCUAUAGACAAAAUCAAGGAGUUUAUGUUAAAAGUCUUUUCUCCUUUCAUUCAACAGUAAGCAAUUGCAGGUUAGUCUGUCUUUACGAUGAAGAUGUGAGGAUGUGAACAUUAUAUCAAACCAAAAGUUCAGAAGAAAGCUUUCGAUUUAUCAGGAUUGUCAGUCGUGCUGGCAGGAACAAGAUGACAGGGUUCGGGACUGGAGAGACUGAUGAGCUCUGCCCGAUGAGCAAAGAUGAACACUUCAGCCGUAUCCGGGGAGGAACUUUAUUAUGGUCUCUAUGUUUGGAGAGGGAAAGUCCUUUCUUGAGCUCAUAAUUAUUCAGAGAUUAUUUUUAGACAAAAAUCUGUGUCUGUACUGUACGUACAAACUUUGUUUUCUAUGUCAUCCCACAGAACUGUAUGUUGAACUGCUCCGUCCUUGACUUCUGCAGGCAGCCCUCUUUUGUCUCCUCACAGUUUGUUGACUUGGUAGCCGGAGCAUGUUUGCACUCUUUUCACUUGUCCACACAUUUCCCCCGCUUUCAUUUUAAUUUAUGUAAAGCCAGGAUUAGUCGGACCUCGAGGAACGCUGUUUGUUUCUUGUAUUCAUCCCGUAAACAAAAACUCUUUCCCUCGAGCCAGAACAGCAGCAGCUCACGGAUGACAGCCAAAAGUGGUCUCAUUUGUUUAAACCCAGCUCUGUGUAUGGCCUCCAAGCACAAUGCAGUAUUAAAGUGUUCGUUUUGUUUCACGAGGAAA